Folsomia candida is the source of this 1308-nucleotide messenger RNA. Its product is annotated as aldo-keto reductase family 1 member B1. Gene Ontology annotation, cellular component: cytosol. The transcript has 9 exons. Bases 102 to 1103 code for a protein of 333 amino acids. The record is from RefSeq and is a predicted model, not a curated record. Gene Ontology annotation, molecular function: aldose reductase (NADPH) activity. NCBI's taxonomy places the organism in Eukaryota, Metazoa, Arthropoda, Collembola, Entomobryomorpha, Isotomidae.
UAUUGCACUCGCAAGAUAACUGGUGCCCAUAUUCAUAAACGCGCUUUGUGGGCUGAAUACAGAAUCGGAACUGAAAAAUAUAUAAUCAUUCCAAAAAAAACAUGAAGUUUCUCAAGUUAAACAACGGUUCAAACAUGCCCAUCGUUGGGUUGGGCCUGUCCGUAUUUCCGGAAGACCCCAAAACUGUGGAGACCUCAGUCGAGUUGGCACUUCCCAUUGGUUACAGAAUGUUUGACACUGCGUCUCUUUAUAAAACUGAAGAGCAUUUAGGUGUCACGUUGAAGGCAAACUUGCUAAAAAAUCCAAACAUAAAACGGAAAGAUUUGUUCAUCGUUACAAAGCUGCCUCAAAUUGGAAUGCGCCCAGACCUGGUGGACCGAUUCGUGACCAAAUCCCUCAAAGACUUACAACUCGAUUACAUCGAUCUCUACCUUAUCCACUGGCCAAUUGGGAUGGAGUUCCGAGGAGAAAAUGACCUAUUUCCAAUGCUCGACGUGACCACGAAAGAAUGCGCGUAUGAUUUUAAGACAGAUCUUGAAGGGAUCUGGAAAGCAUUGGAGGCGCAAGUGAAAGCUGGUCGUGUUAAGUCGAUCGGACUCUCAAAUGUUAAUGAGACACAGAUUGAAAGAAUUGUGAAAAUUGCAGAGAUUCUCCCAGCUAAUAAUCAAAUCGAGCUCCACGCCUAUAUUCAACAACCAAAGUUGAGGAAACUUUGUGAAAAGUAUGACAUUUCCAUAACCGCAUAUUACCCAAUUGGGGGACGGAAUAGGCUGCAAUAUCCGGAAGAAUGGCAAAAAUUGGCUCCCCCAGUUCCUCCUCUUCUCGAUGAUCCCGUGGUGACAGCCAUUUCAAAAAAGCAUGACAAGACGCCUGCUCAAGUACUGCUCAGAUUCUUGACUCAACUAAACGUGGCUGUAAUUCCUAAAAGCAGUAAUGCCAACAGGCUCAAGGAGAAUUUUAAUAUCUUGAAUUUUACCCUGGAUUCUGACGACAUGGAUAAAUUGAGAGGUUUAGAUCAGGGAGAAAGUGCUCGGACAUGUUUUGGAAUGCCGGGGUGUGAUAAACAUCCCGAAUAUCCUUUUCCUAUUGCAGGAUCAAAAUAAUUCAUGAACUGAUUCUUAACUUGUUCGUAUUUAUUUAUUGAUGCGUAUUGCGAAACAUUGCAUUUCAUCAAUAUUGAUGCGUCAAGUACUAAAGCUGACCUGAAAUUGGACACGAUAAUUGCUUAGAAAUACAUAAUCAAACUUACAACUUGUGUCGAAAGAUAACAGAAUAUACAUAGUGUCACAAAAUCACGUCUCCAACUAA